AUGGCGACAAGGAGUCAACAUGCAGCAGCAAGAAGGCUUGAGUUUGCUGCACCAAAUGAACCUGAGUCUCCACCUGCAGAUGUUUCCUCCAAGACUCAGAAAAAAAGAAAUUCGCGACGUAGCCGCAGGAGCUUUUCACCCGACAUAUAUGGAGCUGGUUCUGAUUAUGAUGAAAACACACCGUCACCAGCUCGAAGUGCUGAUGAAGUUCUUUUGCUAAACACCAGAUCAGCAACUGUACGAUUGUCAACUUUUCCGAAAUUCCCAAACAGUAUAGAGUCUUCCAGACUUUGGGCUUCUAAUGGAUUCUACAUCAACGAAAAAGGUAAUGCGGAAUGCUUCUCUUGUCAUGUGAUUAUCAUAGAUUGGAAAAUAUUGAGUGACCCGAACAAGGUGCACAUGGAAAGAUAUCCAAAAUGCAGGUUCAGAAGGGGCGAGGACACUGGUAACGUUCCUUUCAACUGUCGCCCAGCUACUCCAUUGCUAUCAAGUAGUGAUGAUGACAACAUACCAAGUCCUCCUAAGCUCCGUAACCUAAUGGACACUCCACCAGAAACCCCACGUCAAAGAGCGUCCGCCCCGCCUUUGAGAUACGGACGAACAACUUCACAGCUGAGUCCAGUGAACCAAGCAGACACUCAGGGAUGCUCGCACUGGGACGUUACACCAAUCAAAGAAUAUGAAACUGCCAGUAUAUCUACGAAAUCGGGUAUCAACUUAAGCAGAUAUGUCUAUGAUGAAGAAUAG
Styela clava is the source of this 747-nucleotide messenger RNA. NCBI's taxonomy places the organism in Eukaryota, Metazoa, Chordata, Ascidiacea, Stolidobranchia, Styelidae. The record is from RefSeq and is a predicted model, not a curated record.